ACAAUAACACAUUUUUCCAUCUCCCAAUCCUUCUACUAUCUAUUUCAAAAGACAAAGCCAUGGGGUUUUUAAAAGCAAUAAUCAUCAUAGCAAUGACCAUGGCUUUGUCCCUCACAAUCACAAUGAAAACCAUCACACAAAACGAAUCAAACCCGGCGUCGACUAACCAGGAUCUUUCUUCACAAGACAUAUCACCAAUAUUCCUCCAUGAGAAAAACAAGUUUCUUCCUUCAAAGAGAGUAAGUCGCCUCUUGGCACAAAACCCUAAUGCGCCGAUUCAUUGUCACAAAGACGACGAGAUUUGCGACUUAUUCGGUGCGAAAAAUGCUACAUGUUGCAACAACAAGUGCAUGGAUUUGCAACAAGAUAAGCAUAAUUGUGGUGCGUGUAAGAAGCAUUGCAAGUUCACUAAGAAAUGUUGUAGAGGACAAUGUGUUGAUACAAACUUUGAUAAGAGGCAUUGUGGAGGGUGCAAUAAUAGGUGUAAAACUGGUAAUCUUUGUGUCUAUGGAAUGUGCAAUUACGCAUAA
This is a messenger RNA of Lathyrus oleraceus (garden pea), 530 nucleotides long. Its product is annotated as stigma-specific STIG1-like protein 1. The transcript has a single exon. The record is from RefSeq and is a predicted model, not a curated record. NCBI's taxonomy places the organism in Eukaryota, Viridiplantae, Streptophyta, Magnoliopsida, Fabales, Fabaceae. The coding region runs from base 60 to 530 and encodes 156 amino acids.